Diospyros lotus (date-plum) is the source of this 1267-nucleotide messenger RNA. Its product is annotated as probable peroxygenase 4. The transcript is spliced from 7 exons. The record is from RefSeq and is a predicted model, not a curated record. NCBI's taxonomy places the organism in Eukaryota, Viridiplantae, Streptophyta, Magnoliopsida, Ericales, Ebenaceae. Bases 462 to 1070 code for a protein of 202 amino acids. Gene Ontology annotation, molecular function: monooxygenase activity; calcium ion binding.
UUGAUCACAAAACAAUGUUAUGAUUAUCCUCAGCUGGGAGAAUUGAAAACGAACUGGAAUUCAGCAAAUGGAGAGGAGAGGUGGGCUCCGAAGGCGUCUGUGCAGUAGUAUAUAAUAUGUUGCUUCGGAUAUGAACCAAGGGAUCGUUUCGGCUGCUUUUCUACGUGUUGAAAGUUGGCCGGAAUUCAUCAAUCUUCCAUGAUUAUUGAUUGAUCCACGUGUCUGUGUCUGGGUCUGUGUCUGUAUACAUACAUACAUGUAUAUCCCAAUUAAGCAACUUAAAGUACUGAGCAAACCCACCUUCGAAUCAUUUCCAUUUCCUCCAUUUCAUACCCAUUGCCAGAUCUCUUCGUCUCUCUCUCUCUACAAGUUUGAUUAGAAGAAAAUUAUAUAUAUAUCUACAAGUUUGAUUAGAAGAGAAUAAUAUAUAUACAUAUAUAUAUACUUUAUAGUUGAGAGGGAUGGCAUCGAGUUCGGGUGAUUCCAAGCGUGCCUCGAGCAGCAUUCACGAGGGUGCGAGUGAUGACAAUCAGAGCGCGCUGCAGAAACAUGUUGUGUUCUUUGAUCAGAACAAAGAUGGGGUCAUUUAUCCUUGGGAAACUUUCCAAGGUUUCCGGGCAAUUGGCUGCGGCAUCUUGCUAUCAUCCUUCGCCGCCGUUUUCAUAAACGUCGGACUCAGUAAAAAAAGUCGCCCUGGUAAAUUCCCUUCCCUGCUCUUCCCGAUUGAGAUAAAAAACAUCGAGAAAUCCAAGCACGGGAGUGAUUCCGGUGUCUAUGAUAAACAGGGAAGGUUCGUUCCUUCCAAGUUUGAGGAGAUUUUCAGCAAGCACGCGCAGACAAAUGCACACGCUUUGACAUCCGAUGAAUUGAUGAAGAUGCUAAGGGCAAACCGGGAGCCAAGGGACUUUGGAGGAUGGCUGGCGAGCUACACAGAAUGGAAGAUCUUGUACGUCCUCUGCAAGGACAAGAACGGUUUGCUGCAGAAGGAGACGAUAAGAGCUGUUUAUGAUGGCAGCCUGUUCGAGCAGAUGGCGAGGGAGAAAGCUUCUGCUACGAAACACGCUGCUUAGAAGCAAAGCAAUGGUGUCUUUGGGCUACGAAGCUUUGGAUUGGAUUGGAUAGGACUUUGAUGCAUUGGAUUGGACAUAACAAUUGACAGGUUGAUGAUGAAGCAUCUGUGUUUUUGUCUCGUGUAUUGGAUGGAAUCCAAGAACAACCACAAAGCUUGUGUCCUGAUUAAUGAUUUGGAUUUGAUUACAGUUUGGAA